AUGAGGAAGAAGAUGUGUACCGUGUUAGUGUUGCUCUUGUCAUUGCUUUCUUUACUCUAUGUUCCAUCGGAAUCAGCUGUUGCAAGCGUAGAUCUAGGUUCAGAAUGGGUCAAAGUCGCCGUAGUUAACAUCAAACGAGGGCAGAGUCCAAUCUCUGUAGCCAUUAACGAGAUGUCCAAGAGGAAAUCUCCAAGCUUAGUGGCGUUCCACUCCGGUGACAGGUUACUAGGCGAGGAAGCUGCAGGAAUCACGGCUCGUUACCCUAAUAAAGUUUAUUCACAGCUCAGGGACAUGGUUGGGAAGCCUUUUAAGCAUGUCAAGCAUUUUAUUGACUCUUUCUACUUGCCCUUUGAUAUCGUUGAAGAUUCGAGAGGUGCGGUUGGUAUUAAGAUCGAUGAUGGUACGACUGUUUACUCGGUGGAGGAGUUGUUAGCUAUGAUCUUGGGUUAUGGUUCUGACCUGGCUGAGUUCCAUGCGAAGAUCCCCGUGAAGGAUAUGGUUGUUUCGGUUCCACCUUACUUUGGGCAGGCUGAGAGGCGGGGUUUGAUCCAGGCUUCUCAGUUGGCUGGGGUUAAUGUUCUUUCCUUGGUUCAUGAGCAUUCCGGUGCAGCUUUGCAGUAUGGGAUUGAUAAGGAUUUCUCUAAUGGGUCGAGACAUGUUAUAUUUUAUGACAUGGGUUCGAGUAGUACUUAUGCAGCCCUUGUCUAUUAUUCUGCUUACAAUGAGAAGGAGUUUGGCAAGACUGUUUCUGUCAACCAAUUUCAGGUCAAGGAUGUUAGAUGGGACUCGGGACUUGGAGGACAGAGUAUGGAGAUGCGCUUGGUAGAGUACUUUGCAGAUGAGUUUAAUAAGCAGCUCGGUAAUGGAGAUGAUGUGAGGAAGUUCCCUAAAGCAAUGGCUAAAUUAAAGAAACAAGUCAAACGUACAAAAGAAAUUUUGAGUGCAAACACUGGGGCUCCAAUAUCUGUUGAAUCUCUCCAUGAUGAUCGUGACUUCAGGAGCACAAUUUCCCGUGAGAAAUUUGAGGAACUCUGUAAAGAUCUUUGGGAAAGAUCUCUUACACCUUUAAAAGAUGUGCUCAAGCACUCAGGUCUGAAAAUGGAUGAUAUAUAUGCAGUUGAGCUAAUAGGAGGAGCUACUAGAGUCCCCAAACUACAGAGCACGAUCCAGGAAUUUAUUGGGAAGCAAGAGUUAGACAAACAUCUGGAUGCUGAUGAGGCUAUUGUCCUCGGCUCAGCGCUACAUGCUGCUAACUUGAGCGAUGGAAUCAAAUUAAAACGUAGGCUGGGUAUAGUUGAUGGUUCUCCCUAUGGAUUUCUAGUUGAGUUGGAAGGCCCUAACGUGAAGAAAGAUGAGAGUACAAAGCAACAACUCGUACCACGAAUGAAAAAGCUACCCAGCAAGAUGUUCAGAACCUUUGUCCUUGACAAAGAUUUUGACGUGUCACUUGCUUAUGAGUCCGAGGAUAUCCUACCCCCAGGAAUUACCUCCCCUGUGUUUGCCCAGUAUUCUGUUUCUGGUUUGACGGAUGCAACUGAGAAAUAUUCUUCCCGGAAUCUAUCAGCACCUAUCAAGGCAAAUCUGCAUUUCUCUCUAAGUAGAAGUGGGAUUCUCAGUCUAGAUCGGGGAGACGCUGUAAUUGAAAUCACAGAAUGGGUUGAAGUUCCUAAGAAGAACGUGACUAUUGAUAGUAACACAACAUCAACAACAGGCAAUACCUCUACUGGAGCUGCCUCUGACGAAAAUUCACAAGAAAAUAAAGAGGAGGUACAAGCUGAUGCUGGAAACAGCACUGCUGAAGAACCAGCUGUGGUAGACCUGGGGACAGAAAAAAAGCUGAAAAAGCGGACAUUUAGGAUUCCUCUGAAGGUAGUUGAGAAAACUGUUGGAGCUGGGGCACCUUUUACGAAAGAGUCACUUGCUGAAGCUAAGACAAAAUUAGAAGCCUUAGACAAGAAAGAUAGGGAAAGAAGAAGAACGGCUGAGCUAAAAAACAACCUCGAAUCUUAUAUAUAUGCCACCAAAGAGAAGCUAGAAACACCCGAGUUUGAAAAGAUUUCCACCCAAGAAGAGCGCAAGGCGUUUGUUGAGAAGCUUGAUGAGGUGCAAGACUGGCUUUACAUGGACGGUGAGGAUGCUAAUGCCACUGAGUUUCAGGAGCGGCUUGACUCACUAAAAGCCAUUGGCAGUCCCAUAUCGUUGCGAUCGGAUGAGCUUACAGCACGACCCGUAGCAGUUGAAUACGCUCAAAAAUACCUAACCGAAGUGAAGGAGAUCAUAAAAGAGUGGGAAACGAACAAAACUUGGCUUCCAAAAGAAAAAAUCAACGAGGUCUCAAAGGAAGCAGAGAAAGUAAAAAGCUGGUUGGAGAAGAAUGAAGCUGAGCAGAAAAAGACUGCUAUGUGGAGCAAGCCAGUGUUCACGUCAGAUGAAGUGUACGCCAAAGUAUUUACUCUGCAAGACAAGGUGACGAAGGUGAAUAGGAUUCCAAAGCCAAAGCCAAAGAUAGAGAAAGCAACCAAGAAGGAGAAUGCAACGAAGGACGAGGAAAAAUCAAACGGCUCAGAAGAUUCCACCAAUUCUUCGGAAUCUGAAGAUGCAGCCAAAGAAGAAGAGGGCCACGACGAGCUUUGAUUAACAUUACAUAAUAAUAGAGUUUUCAUUGAACUUAAUUUUGUGUGUUCAAGUGUCAAAUAGGAAGGUUGGUUAGUAAAAGCCAAGCUGAGCUGAGCAAAAGGAUUUGAUUCCUUUCUCAACUUCAUCAUAUCAAGUUUUGGUCUCUUUUUCUUCUUUCAGUUGAAACUUUAAUAUAGUAGAACAUUUUUAUUUAAUUUCUAUGUUUUUCCAUUAUACAAAAACAGUGCUCACUGCAUUGUCUAACUAGUAUACUCUGUACACAUGC
Molecule: messenger RNA, 2902 nt
Organism: Eruca vesicaria subsp. sativa (arugula)
Lineage: Eukaryota; Viridiplantae; Streptophyta; Magnoliopsida; Brassicales; Brassicaceae
Source: the annotation of a GenBank genome assembly